Orbicella faveolata is the source of this 1569-nucleotide messenger RNA. RefSeq lists its product as uncharacterized. Gene Ontology annotation, molecular function: zinc ion binding; nucleic acid binding. NCBI's taxonomy places the organism in Eukaryota, Metazoa, Cnidaria, Anthozoa, Scleractinia, Merulinidae. The record is from RefSeq and is a predicted model, not a curated record.
CUUUGAAUAGAGUCUUUAUCUACGAAAGUGUCGUUUGAAUACGUUUUCUACAUUUGGUGCCGAGACCCGGGAAUUGAAACUGGGAUUCUAGCGUUGUGAAGAACGUCUCAAAGGAAGCUGUUGUGAAGUCAAAGCUGCACUAGCUGAAAGCACGUGGGCGACCAAUUAUGCCGCCGAAAUUGAGGAAUUUGAAAAAAUUUCGCGAUGGUCACCGAAAGUUCGUCCAGAAAACUAUCGAACAAGCCAAAGGGCUAAUCUCUGAAGGCAAUUCCAUCGAAGUGAAAAGGCUGAAAUUUCUUCGAACCGCCCUUGAAACGAAAAUGUCGGAGCUUCAAUCGCUCGACCGCGAAAUUGUGGAGCUGGUGGACGACGUAAAAACCAUCGAUACCGAAGUCUCUGAGAGCUGUGAGAUAAUGAGUUCCAUUCAGGAGUGUAUUGUUGAGUUAGAAUCUGUUUUGGAAGCUCAAGAAAUGCAGGGUAAGAGUCAGGAAUUCCCUUCUGUGGCGCAACUUCCUCCUUCCGAAAGCGCGGGAACUUCUCAAGAUCACGUUUCGAAGGCAAAGUUGCCGAAGCUCGAGCUUAAGAAGUUUCACGGAAAUCCCAUACACUGGUAUCCCUUUUGGGAAUCUUUCGAGUCUGCGGUUCAUAAGAACCCAAAUUUGUCUUCAGUGGAUAAAUUCAAUUAUUUGCAGUCACUUCUUACUGGCACCGCGCGUAGUACGAUCGCUGGUCUGGCCCUGACGAGUGCAAACUACGAAAAGGCAGUUGGACUGCUUAAACAAAGAUUCGGAAAUCGACAGAUAGUGAUCUCCAGCCACAUGGAAGUGCUCACUAAACUCCCCAAGGUGGAAUCGAUAAGCGAAGUAAAGAAACUCCGAAGCUUGUACGACACAGUGGAAUCUCAUGUUCGUGGAUUGGAAAGUAUGGAAAUCUCAUCUGAAAUGUAUGGUUGCUUCUUGACACCAAUCGUUAUGCAGAAAUUACCGGAGGAAUUUCGGAUCGCUAUCACACGAAAUUUGGAAUCGGAGACAUGGAAUCUGAAAGAUAUUUUGGGUGAAUUUCACAAGGAACUGCAACUGAGAGAACAAUGUCUUGUCAAUAACAAGGAUUCCAGGCCUUCACAUCAGAGAGGUGAGUCGCCAUUUUCUACAUCAGCUUUGUACACUGACAGUUCUGAGAAUAAACAGUCUCCUCGUGUUUGGUGCUCAUUCUGUAAUCAAAAUCAUCAGAGCUCUAAAUGUAAUGUUGUCACAAGUAUUGAAUCUAGAAGGGAAGUUCUUAAAAGGAAGGGCAAGUGUUUUCUCUGUCUCAAGCAAGGACAUUUGGCACGUAACUGUCAAGCACCUAUGAAGUGUCUUAAAUGUCAAGGUGCCCAUCAUGUAGCAAUUUGUGGUAACCCUGAUCCAACCCUGGGUGGGCAAGAUCGAGAACAUGUGGCCAGUGUCUCUACUAGUAUGUAUGUGGAUCAGUCUAGAGGGUCGGUGUUGUUGCAAACCGCAACCGCUGAAGUUGUGCAUCCGGAUAAUGACAGUUUUCCACUAAGUGUUCGUCUGGUUUUUGACUCAUGCA